Messenger RNA from Naegleria gruberi, 1152 nucleotides. RefSeq lists its product as uncharacterized. Bases 1 to 1152 code for a protein of 383 amino acids. The record is from RefSeq and is a predicted model, not a curated record. The transcript is spliced from 4 exons. NCBI's taxonomy places the organism in Eukaryota, Heterolobosea, Eutetramitea, Acrasida, Naegleriidae.
AUGUCUCAACAUACUGUGGAUGACAUGACACAUUUAACAUUUCAUUCGAUAGGAGAAGAACAACAAACACCACUCCUAUCAACUCUGUUUAAUUUAUUUGGAGAUUUUGAUACGGAACAAUAUCAACCAUUAUAUUCAGGAGAUUCCUCUAAUUCAUCUAUUCUAAACCCUUUCGGAUUUAAACCAGUACCAUCACAAACACCUGCAGAUAUUGUUGCUUUUUCUGUUGGUUGUUUCAUGAUUUUGUGUAAUUUCGUUGCUAUGGCUUUGGUUUUUACCAAGUACAAGAAGAUUGCUGUCCGUUCGAAACAUCCCUUUCUAAUGGCAAAAACUUUAUUCUUCAAUGCAGUCAUGUUUAUUGGAUAUUGUUUCAAUAAUGGAUUACUCGCAAAUUCAACAAAGGGAUUGUGUGUGACAUUUUCAAUUUGGUUUUUCAAUAUUGGAUUUUUUGGUUGGAUUUGCACAUUGCUCACAAGACAACUCAUUGUCUUGAUUGGAUUUAAAACAAAGAGAAAACUCAAAUAUAUUAACAUGGUUUUCAUUGUGCUCUUGCUGAUUCCUGUAAUAAUUUACUGUAUUAUUGCGAGUGCAAUUGAGGAAAUUUAUAUUAGCAAUGACAAGUGUAGAUAUAGUGUCACUUCUGUUGCUGUCAAUUUUUCAUUUACAAUUUUUUACUUGGUAUUGAUUGUUAUUAUGAUUAUUCUUAGUAGAAAAGUACUUGAAGAGUUCAGUUCUGCAGCAACUGAAACCAGUGGACUCAUUCUUAUUGUAGCUAGUAUUAUUAUUGCCUUACUGACAUGGCUCUUAUCACUUCACAGAAUAAUUCCAAUCAGAAUUGUCAUCUCCAUGACACCAAUAUUUGUUGGCAGUUACUACUUUUGGUCCUACUAUAGAGGAAUAGUUUUCUCAAUCCUCACUUGCUCCAGUGAAGAAUACUUUAUCAAUUGGUUACAAAAUCAGAAUGCCAUCACUGAGGAAUCCUCAAAGGAAAUUGAACAAGAAUUAGAAAUCUCCCUCAGCAAAAUGCAAGUUAUCAAAUUGAGUACACUGAGCUCAAGUACCUUUGCUGGUCUUCAUAUACAAGAUUUAUCUGACGAAAUAGAUGAUCAACCACUCUACUCGAGACAUAAUCACCCUGAACAUCAAAACUAA